AAAAAUGAAGAAGAGCAAAAGCAUGAAAACAACACACACAAAUAUAUAAGGCUUGAGAAUUAGUUGUUGAAUGAGGAUAAGAACCAUAUUUGUCGGAAACUAUUACAAUAAGAUAAUCAUUAAUCAUUCAAUCAAAUCAAACUUUGUUCCUUAAAUUCCAACACUUUUAGAAUUUGAUCAUCUCUAAUUCAUACCCUUUCAGGUGGCAAUAACAUGGGAGACAGAAAGUCAAGAUAUGUGAAGUUGACCAAAGAUAAAGAACAAUCUCCAUUUCAGGAUAUUACUCCUGGAGAGCUUAACCAACCUAUUGAUGUUCCACAAUUAAAUGCUCGUAGAUGUAUGGAAUGUGGACAAGUUUUACCUGAAACCUACCAACCCCCAGCUGAUGAAGAUUGGACAACCGGAAUUUGUGGUUGCAUCGAUGAUAUUGAUAGCUGUUGGACAGGACUGUUCUGUCCAUGUGUUCUAUUUGGAAGAAACAUUGAAGCAUUGAGAGAUGACAUUCCAUGGACAAAUGGAUGUGUAUGUCAUGCAAUGUGUGUAGAAGGUGGAAUAGCACUUGCAGUGGCAACAGCAUUUUUCAAUGGAAUUGAUCCUGAAACAUCAUUUCUCAUUGCUGAAGGUCUUUUCUUCACUUGGUGGAUGUGUGGUAUUUAUACUGGUCUCUUUCGUCAAGCUCUUCAAAAGAAAUAUCAUCUUAAGGACUCACCAUGUGAUCCUUGUAUGGUGCAUUGCUGCAUGCAUUGGUGUGCUAUAUGCCAAGAGCAUCGAGAAAUGAAGAACCAUUUAUCUGAGAACAUGACACAUGAAACCAUUGUCAAUCCCCCACCACUUCAAGAGAUUAAUUCUGAUUUGAACAAGGAGUCCACAUUGUCACCAAAGUCUUCUUCUACAAAGGAUGAACAUAACAAUUUGGAAAUGCAACCUAUUUAGGAUAUUUCACUUAUAAUCCAAGAUCAAAUAAUAUCCAUCUUCCUCCAUUUUUAUCGAGUAAAACAGUUGUGUUUACCGUGAUUUUUAGUUGAUUGAGAAAUCUACCACAAAUAAAUAUUUAAUCAGUAAAUUUUUGUAUUAGUUAAUUAGUAAUUGGUGCAACAGUCCACAAAUGAAUAUUUAAUCAGUAAGUUUUUGUAUUAGUUAAUUUGCAAUUAGUGCAAUGCUACACACA
Molecule: messenger RNA, 1168 nt
Organism: Cicer arietinum (chickpea)
Lineage: Eukaryota; Viridiplantae; Streptophyta; Magnoliopsida; Fabales; Fabaceae
Product: cell number regulator 6
Source: RefSeq, a predicted model, not a curated record